Molecule: messenger RNA, 2736 nt
Organism: Osmia bicornis bicornis
Lineage: Eukaryota; Metazoa; Arthropoda; Insecta; Hymenoptera; Megachilidae
Product: DNA helicase MCM8-like
Exons: 14
Coding region: 92-2473 (793 amino acids)
Cellular component (GO): nucleus; MCM complex
Molecular function (GO): single-stranded DNA helicase activity; single-stranded DNA binding; ATP binding
Source: RefSeq, a predicted model, not a curated record
UUUUGCCUCUGUAGUCACUGUUCAACACACUUUCUUAUAUAGCGCUAAUGUAACAUUUAAACGCAAUGAAUAAUAAUAAAUAUUUAUAAACAUGGGUGAUAAAAGCCGAAAAGAUUUUUAUAGAAAUAAGUGGUACCCAAGUAAAAAAAUAUCCAACAAAUCUCGUAAAUCUGAUGAUGGAAACAGACAAAGUAAUCAAAAGCUAUGUCGAUUUUUAGACCCUAUUGAGACAAACAAUUUAUUAAAUACAUAUGACACUUAUAUCAAUUUUGAUAUUUCUUACUAUGGAUGGAAGUUAUUUUUUUAUGAUGAAGAAUAUGAAGAGAAUUCUGAUACUGUUAAAAAAGUUCAGACAGUAGAACACUUUAUAAAUAGACAUCAACGAUUAUCAACUAUGCUUUCAUUAGAAAAUUUAGAAAAUGGGAUAGUUUUUGUUAUUGAUAUAUGUGAAUUAUACAAUGAUCAAGAUUUUUUAACUGAGUGGCCUGAUUUUAAAAGAAACAUAUAUGAAAAUCCUGUACAUACAUUAAAUUGUUUUAAGCUUGCUAUGCAUCAGAAAGUAUUAAAUACAAUACCUACGCAAAGUUUAAGUUUUUUAAACAUUAUAAAUACAUUGUCUACUGUUAGAUUAAAUAUAUUAAAUUAUAAACCAGUUAUAUCCUUGCAAGACUUGAAAGCAAGUUUAUAUGGAAAGUUGAUAUCUGUUAGGGGCUGUGUAAUAAGAGUAGGUCAUGUGAAACAUCUCCCAGAAUGGAUUGUAUUUAUGUGUCGCAAAUGUAACUUGCAAAAAAUGGUUAAACAGCCACUGGGAAUUUAUACAGUCCCAAAGAAAUGUAGUAUAUGUGGUGUGUCCAAAUUUCGUGUAAUAUUAGAUUCUCCAUUAAUAAGAACUGUUUCCUUUCAAAUUAUUAAGAUACAAGAACUUUCGAGCGACGAACAGAACAGUAAGGGUAGCAUGCCACGGAUAUUCGAUAUUGAAUUAAGAGAUGAUUUAGUGAGUACUUGUAUGCCCGGGGAUGAUAUCACUUUAACUGGAAUUAUAAAGGGAAACAAUACAGCUAAAACACAAAAUAAAAGUCAAUUUACUUUAUACAUGGAAGCUAUUACCAUAAUGAAUAAUAAACAAAAGUUUCAAAAUAAAAAUAUUAUGAGCGACGAAAUGUCGGUAAAGGAUUAUUUAGCAAUAAAGGAAGUAUAUAAUACACCGAAUAUUUUUUCACUCUUGGUACAUUCACUUUCUCCAAACAUAUAUGGUCAUGAAAUGGUCAAAGCUGGAUUAAUAUUAAGUUUGUUUAGUGGAAAUGCAGAACAUUUAGAGUUAAGAGAAAACAUACAUGUAUUAAUGGUGGGUGAUCCUGGUCUUGGAAAAUCGCAAAUGUUACAAGCAUGUUCAAGAGUUGCUGCAAAAGGUGUAUAUGUAUGUGGAAACUCUAGUACAUCUUCUGGCCUGACAAUAACACUUAUAAAAGAAAAUAAAAGUAAUAACUUUUCAUUAGAGCCAGGUGCAUUAGUUUUAGCAGAUAGGGGUUGCUGCUGUGUUGAUGAAUUUGAUAAAAUAUCCAAACAACAUGCGGCUUUAUUAGAAUCAAUGGAACAGCAGAGUGUAAGUGUUGCUAAAUCAGGGGUAAUUUGUUCUCUCCCUAGUAGAACUUCAGUUCUUGCUGCCGCAAAUCCAAUUAGUGGUCGAUUUCAUAGAAAUAAAACAUUAUUACAAAAUUUAAAAAUGAGCCCACCUCUGUUGUCACGUUUUGAUUUAAUAUUUUUGUUAUUAGAUCAACCAAAUAGAGAUAUAGAUAAUUUCUUGUGUAAGCAUGUGAUGUCAGUCCACAAUGACUUAAAUACAAUUAAAGGCACGCAAGAUAGUACAUUUCAAAAUACCAAUAUGUCAGAUACAAUGAAUGUUUCAUUGAGAGACAGACUUGUAUUCUUUUUAAACGAAAACACGAGUACUAUUCCACAUGUAAUUCUUCGAAAAUAUAUUGCGUAUGCUCGACAAUACGUUAAACCAAAAUUAACUAAAGAGGCAGCAGCAGUAUUGCAAAAUUAUUAUUUAGAACUUCGAAAGAAAAACAAUAAAUAUUGUGGCUUACCAGUGUAUAAUAGACAACUAGAAGCUAUGAUAAGAUUAACCGAGGCUAGAGCAAAAUUGGAAUUACGCACCGAAGCUAUAGAAACAGAUGCUAUGGAUGUAAUAGAAAUUCUACGCUAUACAUUUGAUAAUGAAAUCAUUGAUUGGCAAUCUUUGGGUAAUAAAAAAGUAACAGAUAAGAAACAGGUCAGAAAAAUUAUAAAAAUAUUAAGGGAAGAAACUCUUCGUGACAGCAAUACAAUAUUUUCUAUAAAAAGGCUACAAGAAAUCGCGUUGGAUAACAAAAUUCUGGUAGAUAAUUUUGCAGAGCUUAUUUCAAAAUUAAACGAAAGUGGUAUUUUAUUGAAAACUAAUAGCAAUACUUUCAAGUUUAUUUCUUGCUAAUCUUACUUUUCUAACAUAAAAUGUAGACAAAUGGGUCGGACAUUUCUUUCUUUACACUUCUCUUUAAGAGAAAUCUAAGUUGCACGACUCUGUACAUACAUUGUACAUAACGAAGUACUUACAUAUGUAAUCUAAAUAAUUUAUGUUGUUCGAAUAAUCGGAAAUAUUCCUUAAAUGUGUAUGUUCAAUCCAACAGUAUUUUAAUAUAGUUGAUGUACAGUUUUGUAUUCUUCAGUAGCAUAAAAUAAAUGUACACCAAAAUU